Molecule: messenger RNA, 1325 nt
Organism: Galeopterus variegatus (Sunda flying lemur)
Lineage: Eukaryota; Metazoa; Chordata; Mammalia; Dermoptera; Cynocephalidae
Gene: POU1F1
Product: POU class 1 homeobox 1
Exons: 6
Coding region: 124-1074 (316 amino acids)
Biological process (GO): regulation of transcription by RNA polymerase II
Molecular function (GO): DNA-binding transcription factor activity, RNA polymerase II-specific; RNA polymerase II cis-regulatory region sequence-specific DNA binding
Source: RefSeq, a predicted model, not a curated record
CUCAGAGCCUUCCUGAUGUAUAUAUGCAGGUAGUGAGAACUGAAUAGGCCCUUUGAGAUAGUAAUAUAGUAAAACUCUGAUUUGGGAAGCAGUGGUUCUCCUUAAUUUUCUCCUCUUGUGGGAAUGAGUUGCCAAUCUUUUUCUUCAGCUGAUACCUUCAUACCUCUGAAUUCUGAUGCUUCUGCAACCCUGCCUCUGAUAAUGCACCACAGUGCUGCCGAGUGUCUACCGGUCUCCAAUCAUGCCACCAAUGUGAUGUCUACAGUCCCGUCUGUUUUGUCUUUGAUCCAAACUCCUAAAUGUCUGUGCGCACAUUUCUCGGUGGCAACGUUGGGAAAUACAGCAACGGGACUUCAUUAUUCUGUUCCUUCCUGUCAUUAUGGAAACCAGCCAUCAACCUAUGGAGUGAUGGCAGGUAGUUUAACUCCUUGUCUUUAUAAGUUUCCUGACCACACCUUGAGUCAUGGCUUUCCCCCCAUACACCAGCCCCUCCUUGCAGAGGACCCCACCGCUGAUUUCAAGCAGGAACUCAGGCGGAAAAGUAAACUGGUUGAAGAGCCAAUAGACAUGGAUUCUCCAGAAAUCCGAGAACUUGAGAAGUUCGCCAAUGAAUUUAAAGUGAGAAGAAUUAAGUUAGGAUACACCCAGACAAAUGUCGGGGAGGCCCUGGCAGCUGUGCACGGCUCUGAAUUCAGUCAAACCACUAUCUGCCGAUUUGAAAACCUGCAGCUCAGCUUUAAAAAUGCGUGCAAACUAAAAGCAAUAUUAUCCAAAUGGCUAGAGGAAGCAGAGCAAGUGGGAGCUUUGUACAAUGAAAAAGUGGGAGCAAAUGAAAGGAAAAGGAAGCGAAGAACAACUAUAAGUAUUGCUGCUAAAGACGCUCUGGAGAGACACUUUGGAGAGCAAAAUAAACCUUCCUCUCAAGAGAUCAUGCGGAUGGCUGAAGAACUGAAUCUUGAGAAAGAAGUAGUAAGAGUUUGGUUUUGCAACCGAAGGCAGAGAGAAAAACGAGUGAAAACAAGUCUGAGUCAAAGUUUAUUUUCUAUUUCUAAGGAGCAUCUUGAGUGCAGAUAAGAUUUCCUAUUCUGUUAUAGCCAAUUUUUCUGUUUUUCAUUCCUUUCUCUUGUCCAACAAAAAUACAUAUUAGUUACUUGGUUGGCUUCAACAACCAUUUUAGACCAAUAACUCUUGUAGAAGCUUUUCUUUUCUACUAUUUUUUUUUAAAGAAUGCAAUUUAAAUAUAUCGAUGAAUUAUUUUCCUUAAAAUAAUUAUUGUCAGAAGCCACAUUGUACAUUUUAAGCCAAAGAUACUAAUGGGAAUAAAA